GUAAGUGACUCACAGCUGCCCACCACUAAAAGGCCGGUGAAAAAAUUAUAGUCUGCAAAUAUUAUUUUACAAUUAUUAUUUUAAUCCGAGAGGGCCACCGAAUGCAGCAAUGACCAAUCCGCGGCGCGCACACUGUUCCUUGGCGCUGCUGGCGCUCCUCGUCGUCCCAUUUGUGGUUCUCGGCGAGGAUGAUCCUAGUGAGCAUGAGUACGUGAAGCGGGAGCACAGCUUAGUGCGCCCAUUCCAAGGCGUGGGAGUGAUCCUGCCCCAUUGGGAUUUUCUGGGUAACACAAUGGUGACCAGCAACUACAUAAGACUGACGCCGGAUUUGCAAUCCAAGAGCGGUGCCCUUUGGAACUACCCGCCCGUAAUGACCCGCAACUGGGAGAUUCAUGUGGGCUUCAAGGUGCACGGCAAAGGCACUGAACUCUUUGGCGACGGCUUCGCCAUUUGGUACACAAAGGAGCGUAUGAAAACAGGACCAGUUUUUGGCAGCAAUGAUCACUUCUCCGGGCUGGCCAUCAUCCUGGACACGUACAGCAAUCAUAAUGGCCCACAUAAUCACCAACAUCCAUAUCUCAGCGCCAUGGUGAACAAUGGCAGUUGGAGCUACGACCACGACCGCGAUGGAACGCACACUCAGCUGGCUGGCUGCGAAGUUCGCUUCCGCAAUGUGGAGUACGAAACGCUGGUUAGCAUCCGAUAUGAAAACGAUAUUCUUUCGGUGUCCACUGAUCUGGAGAACCGCAACGAGUGGAAGAACUGCUUUGUGGUCGCUAAUGUCGAGCUACCUACGGGAUAUCACUUUGGCAUGUCGGCCACGACGGGUGAUCUGUCCGAUAAUCACGACAUUCACAGCUUCAAGUUCUUCGACCUGGAUUCCACCGUCACUCAUGAUGAGAUUGUCCGACGCACCAAUAUCAUACCGAAUGCCAAGACCUUCGAGCCCCCGCGCGAACACAAAGAGGAUCCCAAGCCGGGAAUGUCAAACGCCAAGAUCUUCUUCAUCCUUCUUUUUGUAGUGGUCGUAGCGGCUGCAGUAGCAAUUUUCGCCAUAUCCUAUUUUAAGGAUCGCAACGCGCGAAAACGUUUUUAUUGAGAUCACUACUAGUGAUUCACUAGCCCAUUGAGCUAGUACAUCAAAUCAUCAUGUUAAGAGUAUCCCGGACCUCAGUUGAUCCCAACUUUUAUUUAUAUGUCCCGACUGUAUCCCAUUUCUUAUCACCCUUUUUAAUUUCCUUAAUUUUUUCGUGAGAGGGUUAGACAUAAUAUAACACGUGUUGGAGAGUUAAAUUUAAGUGCAAAUUUUUAAUCUGAACUAUAGGAAAAUUGAGACCGUGAGAAUAUUAUUGCUUAGACAAGAAUAAAAGCCACCAAACAAA
Molecule: messenger RNA, 1382 nt
Organism: Drosophila eugracilis
Lineage: Eukaryota; Metazoa; Arthropoda; Insecta; Diptera; Drosophilidae
Product: vesicular integral-membrane protein VIP36
Exons: 5
Coding region: 110-1099 (329 amino acids)
Biological process (GO): Golgi organization; endoplasmic reticulum to Golgi vesicle-mediated transport; endoplasmic reticulum organization
Cellular component (GO): endoplasmic reticulum membrane; endoplasmic reticulum-Golgi intermediate compartment; Golgi membrane
Molecular function (GO): D-mannose binding
Source: RefSeq, a predicted model, not a curated record